UGCCCGCUCUCUCUCUGAACAGGCCAGCACGCGGGCUUUGCCGCUCCGAUUGUUGUGUCGAGUGUUGAACUUUCGUCUUUUUCUCUUCGUCCGCUUUUCCUCCAAAACAAGACGAAGAUGGCGGACUCUCAAGAGGACAAGCUCUACAAGGCCGAGUACGCUAAGAGCGGCCGCGCGUCGUGUAAGAAGUGCAAGGAAAACAUCGCCAAAGACUCGCUCCGAAUGGCCAUCAUGGUGCAGUCACCAAUGUUUGAUGGCAAGGUUCCACAUUGGCAUCACUUCUCUUGCUUCUGGCUGCGAGCGGCGGCCCAGUCCCCUUCCGACAUCGACGGCUUCUCCGCCCUUCGCUGGGAAGACCAGGAGAAAGUCAAGAAGGCCAUCGAAAGCGGCGGAACUGCAGGAGGAGGAAAAGGGGCUAAGAAAGGCGGCGGCGGCGCGCAAGCAGAGAAGACGCUCAACGGCUUUGCCGUGGAAUACGCCAAGUCCAACCGCAGCACAUGCAAGGGCUGCGAGUUGAAAAUAGAAAAGGAUCAGAUCCGCGUGUCGAAGAAGACGGUGGAUCCGGAGAAGCCCCAGCUGGGCCUGAUCGACCGCUGGUACCACACGGCCUGCUUCGUGGGCCGCAGGGAGGAGCUGGACUUCAAGCCGGAGUACAGCGGCGCCCAGCUCAAGGGCUUCAACGCGCUCAAGGCCGAAGACAAGGAGGAGCUCAAGAAGAGGCUCCCGGCAGUCAAAGCGGAAGGAAAGCGCAAAAACGAAGAGUUGGACGGAGUGUCAAAGAAGCAGAAGAAGGAGGAGGAUGCGGAAAAGAAAAAAUUGGACGCUCAGUUGAAGGACCAAAGCCAGCUGAUCUGGAGCAUUAAAGACAAACUGAGGAAGCAUUGCUCCAUCAAUGACAUGAAGGAGCUGCUCAUUGCUAACGGCCAGGAGGUUCCUUCGGGAGAGUCCAACGUUGUGGACAGCUUGGCCGACGGCAUGGCCUUCGGCGCGCUGGAACCCUGCAAGGAGUGCUUUGGCCAGUUGGUCUUCAAGGGCGAUGCCUAUUACUGCUCCGGGGACAUCUCGGCCUGGACAAAGUGCGUGUACAGAACCACCAAACCCCAACGCAAAGACUGGCUCACCCCCAAGGAAUUCCACGAGGUUCCUUUCCUCAAGAAGUUCAAGUUUGAGCGUCAGGACAGAGUUUACCCCAAGGAGGCGGCACCCGCUCCGAGCCAAGCCGCGCUCAAAGCCGAGCCUCUGGCUGGCGUCUCCGGCGUCCCCGCUGUGCCGCUGCCGGGGGGCGGCCCUCCCGACAAACCUCUCAGCGGCAUGAAGCUGCUGACUGUCGGCAAACUGUCCAAGAAUAAAGAUGAGGUCAAGGCCGCCGUGGAGCAGCUAGGGGGGAAGAUCGGCACGGUGGCCAACAAGGCUUCUCUCUGCAUCAGCACCAAGAAGGAGGUGGAGAAGAUGGGCAAGAAAAUGGAGGAGGCCAAGGAGGCGGGCGUGCGCGUGGUCUCCGAGGAGUUCCUCACCGACGUCAAGUCGUCGGGCAAAGCGCUCGGGGAGCUGGUCUCCCUGCACGCCAUCUCCCCGUGGGGGGCCGAGGUCAAGGUGGAGGCGCCCGCCGCCGCACCCUCCAAGUCGGGGGCCGCUGCUUCUUCCAAGAGCGCCGGCAGAGUCAAAGAGGAAGAAGGUAAGAGCAAAGCCAAGAAGAUGAAAUUGACAGUCAAAGGAGGUGCUGCCGUCGAUCCGGACUCAGGUCUGGAGAACAGUGCUCACGUUUUGGAGCAGAACGGCAAAAUGUACAGCGCCACACUGGGCCUGGUGGACAUCAUGCGGGGAACCAACUCCUACUACAAACUGCAACUGCUGGAGGAUGACGUACAGAAAAGGUACUGGGUGUUCCGCUCCUGGGGCCGGGUGGGCACCACCAUCGGGGGUAACAAGCUGGACAAAGUCGGCGACAAGAACUCGGCGCUCGACAAUUUCCUGUCGGUGUACAAAGAAAAGACGGGCAACGAAUGGGGCGCCUCCAACUUCACCAAGUACCCCAACAAGUUCUACCCGCUGGAGAUCGACUACGGACAGGACGAAGAAGCCGUGAAGAGGCUGACGGCCACGGCGGGAACCAAGUCCAAGCUGGCCAAACCUAUCCAGGAUCUGAUCAAGCAGAUCUUUGAUGUGGAAAGCAUGAAGAAGGCCAUGGUGGAGUUUGAGAUUGACCUCCAGAAGAUGCCGCUGGGAAAACUGAGCAAGAGACAAAUCCAGAGCGCUUACGCUCUCCUCACUGAAGUGCAGCAGGCGGUGUCGGACAACGCGGCCGAGUCGCACGUUUUGGAUUUGUCCAAUCGCUUCUACACGCUGAUCCCGCACGACUUUGGCAUGAAGAAACCGCCGCUGCUCAGCAACCUGGACUACAUUCAGGCGAAGGUUCAGAUGCUGGACAACCUGUUGGACAUCGAAGUGGCUUACAGUCUGCUGAGAGGAGGAGCGCAGGACAACCAGAGCGACCCCAUCGAUAUCAACUACGAGAAGCUCAAGACCGACAUUGAGGUUGUGGACAAAGGCACGCCGGAGGCUGACAUCAUUCUGCAAUAUGUUAAGAACACGCACGCAGCCACGCACAACACGUACACGCUGGAAGUACAAGAGAUUUUCAAAAUCAAGCGCGAGGGAGAGCGCCAGCGCUUCCGGCCCUUUGAGGAGCUUCACAAUCGCCAGCUCCUGUGGCACGGCUCGCGCGCCACCAACUAUGCUGGCAUCCUGUCGCAGGGUCUUCGUAUCGCCCCCCCGGAAGCCCCGGUGACGGGUUACAUGUUUGGCAAAGGCGUCUAUUUUGCCGACAUGGUGUCCAAGAGCGCCAACUACUGUCACACCUCGCAGUCGGACCCCGUCGGCAUUCUGCUGCUCGCCGAGGUCGCCCUCGGCAACAUGCAUGAACUGAAAAAGGCCUCCCACAUCGCUAAACUACCAAAAGGCAAACACAGCGUUAAAGGUUUGGGCCGAACCGCUCCCGAGUCGACCGCCACCGCCACUUUAGACGGCGUGGAAGUACCUCUGGGGAAAGGGGUCAACACCCACAUCGACGACACCAGUCUCCUCUACAACGAAUACAUUGUGUACGACGUAGCCCAAAUUAACCUCAAGUAUCUCCUGAAGAUUAAGUUCAACUACCAAACAUCCUUGUGGUGAGCCGCGGAGACCUGAGCGAAACAGCAUCCGGGGCCCUCGCUAUGAUUCCCGUCACUUUACGCUAGGUCUACCUGCUAACGGGUCUGGCUUUGUAUCCGGCCGGGUAGGUACUUUGAAUGACGCGUUUCCAGUUCAACGUGGGUAGUCGGUUUUUUGGUUUCUUGUUGGAAAGGUGACAAUUAGGAGAUUAGGUUUAGGGAAGUCGUGGGAACCGGUGAGAGCGUUUGAGCCGACCAACUGACGCCCCCCCAAAAAAACAAUAUCAUAUUAGAGUCACUGCAAA
Syngnathus acus (greater pipefish) is the source of this 3457-nucleotide messenger RNA. It is a transcript of the gene parp1, whose product is annotated as poly (ADP-ribose) polymerase 1. The transcript has 23 exons. The coding region runs from base 118 to 3174 and encodes 1018 amino acids. Gene Ontology annotation, molecular function: DNA binding; zinc ion binding; NAD binding. Gene Ontology annotation, cellular component: nucleus. Lineage: Eukaryota; Metazoa; Chordata; Actinopteri; Syngnathiformes; Syngnathidae. The record is from RefSeq and is a predicted model, not a curated record.